Messenger RNA from Pollicipes pollicipes, 1772 nucleotides. RefSeq names its product pre-mRNA-splicing factor ATP-dependent RNA helicase DHX15-like. Lineage: Eukaryota; Metazoa; Arthropoda; Thecostraca; Pollicipedomorpha; Pollicipedidae. The record is from RefSeq and is a predicted model, not a curated record. Gene Ontology annotation, molecular function: helicase activity; RNA binding. Gene Ontology annotation, cellular component: spliceosomal complex; intracellular anatomical structure.
CGGCAGGUGGUCGUGUCCACGAACAUCGCCGAGACGUCGCUGACCAUCGACGGCGUCGUGUUCGUGAUCGACCCGGGCUUCUCCAAGCAGAAGGUGUACAACCCCCGCAUCCGCGUCGAGUCGCUGCUGGUGUCGCCUAUCAGCAAGGCGUCGGCUCAGCAGCGGGCUGGUCGCGCCGGACGCACCAAGCCGGGCAAGUGUUUCCGACUGUACACGGAGAAAGCGUUCAAGUCGAGAUGCAGACAAACGUACCCGGAGAUCCUGCGCUCCAACCUGGGCACGGUGGUGCUGCAGCUGAAGAAGCUCGGCAUUGACGACCUGGUGCACUUUGACUUCAUGGACCCGCCGGCGCCCGAGACGCUGAUGCGCGCGCUCGAGCUGCUCAACUACCUGGCGGCGCUGGAUGACUCGGGCAACCUGACCGAUCUGGGUGCCAUCAUGGCCGAGUUUCCGCUGGACCCCCAACUGGCUAAGAUGCUGAUCGCCUCCACGGACUACAACUGCAGCAACGAGAUUCUCAGCAUCACGGCGAUGCUGUCAGUCCCACAGUGUUUCGUGCGGCCCAACGACGCGCGGAAGGCUGCGGACGAGUCCAAGAUGCGCUUCGCCCACAUUGACGGCGAUCAUCUGACGCUGCUCAACGUCUACCACGCCUUCAAGCAGAACAUGGAGGACCCGCACUGGUGCCACGACAAUUUCGUCAACUAUCGUUCCCUGAAGUCGGCCGACAACGUGCGUCAGCAGCUGUCACGCAUCAUGGACCGCUUCAACAUGCCCAGGAGGUCCACCGACUUCACCUCGCGCGAAUACUACAUCAACAUCCGCAAGGCCCUCGUCUCAGGGUUUUCAUGCAGGUGGGUGGCGCAUCUGGAGCGGACCGGACACUACCUGACCUGCAAGGACAACCAGGUGGUGCAGCUCCAUCCGUCCACCUGCCUCGACCACAAGCCCGAGUGGGUCCUCUACAACGAGUUCGUGCUCACCACCAAAAACUACAUUCGCACCGUGACCGACAUCAAAGCGGAAUGGCUGGUGAAAAUCGCGCCGCAGUACUACGAGAUGAGCAACUUCCCGCAAUGCGAGGCCAAACGCCAGUUGGAGCUGCUCAUAGCGAAGCUGGAGUCGAAGCAGUUCCGCGACGGCUUCUAGGUGUUUGCGGCUGCUAGCCAGCAGAGCGGCGCGGGCGGCGAUCGCCGCGGACACCGCUGCCUCCGGCGGGCUCCUCUGCCCGUGCUCUCCUGAGGUGGCUACUUCCGCGUUCAGAACGGUGUGCCGAGAGGCUCCGCUAGAUUAGCUGAUCCGAAAAUGCGGGCCGCACCUGUCUAGUUCUGUCUCGAUCGGAAUGUCCAGCAGUCGUGCGGAUAGGUUUCUGGAUUCAUCGCCGCGGUCUCGACUAUGUUCGCGUGGUGCUGACCGGUUUCAUUUGCUAGCCACUGUGCUUACAUACACCCAUAGUUGGAGCGGCGCCUUGACCAGUUGGCUGUUCCACCCGGUCGCGCCGCGACUCCGUACCUCGAUGGCGCACCGGCCGUGAGUCGGUGCGGACGUGCUGCACUCGGCAUGGCGUCACGGCGUGCGUCCCCGUCCGCGAGCCGGUGUACGGGAGCACUGUCGGCCAGCACCCCUGCUCUGUCGCCUGGAUCUUGUGGGCUGGCUGGCGUUAUUUUAAUCAGUUCAUUCACGCGCAUUGGUGCGGCGCCGCGGCAACCGAGGGGUCUGUGGGCUUCAUUCUCAUUCGUUCCGGCGUCAGCAGUCCUGCUUCAGCGGUGACC